Messenger RNA from Prunus armeniaca (apricot), 762 nucleotides. Lineage: Eukaryota; Viridiplantae; Streptophyta; Magnoliopsida; Rosales; Rosaceae. The record is from the annotation of a GenBank genome assembly.
AUGGGACUUCUUACAAGGAGGCAAAGAAUGAAUUUUGGGAUUGGAUGGAGCAAUCUUUUGCUCCAACAAAUCGUGCUUGGUUUUGUGGAAGAGACUUCAAUGAAUUUUUUGUGGGGUUGUGAGAAGAGCGGUGGAAGUGAGCCUUCUCACUCUCGCCCAAAAUUCCUACAUAACUUUAUGUCAAAGAUGGCUCUAAUGGAUUUGGGUUAUGUUGGGCCUUGCUUUACUUGGAGAGGAAGAGCGUGCAAUGGUGAUUUGGUUCAAGAACCGCUUGAUAGGGGUUUGGUUAAUUAUGAAUGGCAAACUGCUUGGCCAAACACCAUCGUAUACCAUGAGACAGUUGUGGGGUUUGACCACUGUCCCUUAAUUGUGAAUUGUGGACCACGAUCUCGUCGGAGCAAAAGGCCUUUCAAGUUUGAAGCUAAUUGGGCACGAGAAGAGGAGAGUUAUAGACUAGUUGAAAAGUGCUGGAGUGACACUUUUGAUAGGCCCUGGGUCAAGAGAUGGAGGUAUAAAUUGAAUCAAUGCAAGACCCAAUUAAAAAUCUGGAGUAAGGAAAAGUUUAAGAACAACGAGGAGAUUGAUUGUCUAAUGGAACAGCUGCACUUCAUGCAGGAUAAUUGGGAGAUGAAUUAUCAAGACAUGAAAGUGAUAACACACAAGAUCAACGAGUUAUGGGGGAGAAAUGAAUGCUACUGGAAACAAUGGUCUGGAAUUAAGUGGUUGAAUGAAUGGGAUUCAAAUACCUCAUACUUUUACUAA